Suillus subalutaceus is the source of this 348-nucleotide messenger RNA. RefSeq lists its product as uncharacterized. The annotation marks the transcript as partial. Lineage: Eukaryota; Fungi; Basidiomycota; Agaricomycetes; Boletales; Suillaceae. The record is from RefSeq and is a predicted model, not a curated record. The transcript has a single exon.
GUCUUCGACGCCAAAGCAUACCGCGGACAAAAAACACAGCUAGUCAACUAUGCCGCUUCACCUAAGCUUCUGAGCGCUACCAUGUGGCAACACACCACUUCAGGACUGGAACUAGUAGAUUCAACGGACGAAAUGCCUUUCAAGCUAUUGAUAGCAGGAAGAGUGUCAGCCUUUCGUCUCAAGGUCAGACCUGAAGGUAGUCACAUGAAGAACGGAAUGACUUCACUUGACAAAGCCAAGUACCAGUUUCAUCUGACUCACCCUGCGGACACGGAAUUAGGAAAAGACUACAAUGCUGCUAUUAGCACUCUGGAAACCUUGCAAAGCCAGGUAGCAACAACCAAGGAC